AUGGCCAAUGGAGAACCCUCCAAAGAGUCUUCUUGGGAUUCAAAUUCUAUCUUCUCCUCUUCUUAUCCCAUUACCCUUAAGUUCAUCGACGUGAGCUAUGGAGUAGAACUGGAGAACAGCAACGAAUUUGGAACAACCAGUCUGAGAAAGAUGUUUACAGGGGGGCCCACAUCAUCAUCUGAUGUUGAGAAUCAGACGGCCAGGAGUAAUCAAGAAAGAAAAAUCUUAAAUGGGAUCACGGGCAUGGUGUCUCCAGGACAAAUCCUGGCUGUCCUUGGUCCCUCCGGCAGCGGCAAAUCAACGCUCCUAAAUGCCCUAUCCGGCCGGCUUCACCAUGGACACGGCCUCACAGGAUCAAUCCUUGCUAACAACAAGAAAUUAACCAAAUCUACCCGAAAAAGAAUCGGCUUCGUCACCCAAGAUGAUGUUCUAUACCCACGUUUAACAGUCCGUGAAACCCUAAUUUUCUGCUCUCUGUUAAGGCUCCCAGUUUCUCUCUCAAGAAAUGAGAAAAUUUCCAUGGCCGAAUCAGUAAUUCACGAACUGGGUCUUGCAAAAUGUGAGAAUACAAUUAUUGGGAACAGUUUUAUUCGAGGAAUUUCUGGUGGAGAAAGAAAAAGAGUAAGCAUAGCACAUGAAAUGCUGAUAAACCCUAGUUUGUUAAUUCUCGACGAGCCGACGUCAGGAUUGGAUUCCACUGCGGCGUUCCGGCUGGUGGAGACGCUGGGGUCACUCGCAGAGAAGGGGAAAACAAUAGUUACGUCAGUUCAUCAGCCGUCGAGCCGAGUUUACCAGGCAUUUGACUCGGUGGUGGUUUUGUCUGAAGGGAGGUGUAUAUAUUUUGGUAAAGGGAAUGAAGCCAUGAAUUAUUUUGAAUCUGUUGGGUUCUCUCCUAAUUUUCCCAUGAAUCCUGCUGAUUUCCUGCUUGAUCUGGCUAAUGGGGUGUGCCAAUUUGAUGGGACAAGGGACAAAGAGAAGCCUAAUGUGAGGCAAAAUCUAGUAUCCUCUUACAAUGCUGUAUUGGCCCCAGAGGUGAAGGCAGCCUGCUUGGGUAACACAAGUGUGGCUCUAAAAGAGAUGGUGAUUGUGGGAAAACACAACACUUGUGAUUACAAUCAGAGUUUUGUGACUAGUCUGUCGACGUGGUUUGAUCAAUUUGUCAUUCUUCUUCAACGAAACAUGAAAGAGAGAAAGCAUGAAACAUUUAACUCUUUGAGAAUUUUUCAAGUGAUCGCAGCCUCAUUGUUAGCCGGUUUCAUGUGGUGGCAUUCUGAUUAUCGGGAUAUUCAGGAUCGUUUAGGGCUUCUUUUCUUCAUUUCUAUCUUCUGGGGUGUUUUACCAUCUUUCAAUGCUUCAUUUGCAUUUCCUCAAGAGCGAGCUAUUUUCGUUAAGGAAAGAGCUUCGGGAAUGUAUACACUAUCAUCGUAUUUCAUGGCUCGUAUUAUGGGGGACCUACCCAUGGAGAUGAUUCUCCCCACAUUAUUCCUCGCAAUAGUUUAUUGGAUGACUGGGCUAAAACCUGAUUUAUGCGCAUUUUUGCUAACCCUAAUGGUGCUGCUCGGUUAUGUACUUGUAUCUCAAGGGCUCGGCCUUGCUCUCGGUGCAUUGAUCAUGGAUGCCAAGCAGGCGUCAACUGUGGUAACUGUCACAAUGCUAGCAUUUGUUUUAACAGGAGGAUUCUAUGUGCACAAGGUACCAGCUUUUAUAUCAUGGUUAAAGUAUGUUUCGACCACAUUUUAUAGCUACCGGCUUCUGAUCAAAGUCCAGUAUGGAAACGGGACACAAAUUUCCUCGUUGCUCGGGUGCUCUACCAAUGAUGGUCAAGAGAGAGCCAUCUGCAAAUUUGUCAACCAAGACAUUGUAGGACAAAUGAAUCCAGCAAUGACUGUUGGCAUUUUGCUCAUCAUGUUUGUAGGAUAUAGACUAUUGGCAUACAUAGCGUUGUGGCGCAUCAGAGCUUGA
Fraxinus pennsylvanica is the source of this 1962-nucleotide messenger RNA. The record is from the annotation of a GenBank genome assembly. Lineage: Eukaryota; Viridiplantae; Streptophyta; Magnoliopsida; Lamiales; Oleaceae.